UUUUCUCCUCUCCCCCCUUUCAGUUGGCUUUUAUUUAAAUUUGGGCCAGGGGGGUAGGCUUCCCAGCGAAAUAGCCUGCAGUGACAAGAUGGCGAACAGAGGGUUGUGAGGUGGGAUGUUAUAUGAAAAACGCGUUCAUCGAUGAAUUAAGGUGUGUAAACCAAAGUGUGUGUGUGUGUGUGUGUGUGUGUGUGUGUGAGAGAUGGAACAGCAGAACCAUUCAAAGCAGCUGUUGCUGCAGCUGAACCAGCAGCGAGCCAAAGGGUACCUGUGUGAUGUCAUCAUCGUGGUGGAGAACGCGCUGUUCCGCGCCCACAAGAACGUCCUGGCGGCCAGCAGCGUCUACUUCAAGUCGCUGGUCCCCCACGACAACCUCAUCAACCUGGACACAGAGAUGGUCAGCCCCUCCAUUUUCAGACAGGUGUUGGACUUCAUCUAUACAGGUCGUCUGUCCAGUUCUGACUCCGUCAGUGACCACAGUAUCUCGUCCCUCCUGAUUGCCGCCUCCUACCUCCAGCUGACCGAACUGGCUGCUCUCUGUCGCAGGAAGCUCAAAUGCAACGGCCAGACCCCCUCCAGCUCCAACAAGAUGACCCCCUCCUCCUCCACCUCCCCAACCCCCAAUGGACACACCCCUGGCCCCCUCCAUCUCUCCUCCACCCCCCUCAGAGCCACCCCCAUCCACAACCACCAGCACCAUAACAACCACUCAGGGUCCAAGAAGGGGAGCCAGAGGAACCAGAGACGGGGCCAGGAGGGAAGGCUGAGAGAGGAUCUGCCCGAGAAGGAGGUGUAUAUUUCGGGCUCGCGCUGUGCCUCCCUCAGCCCUUCUGGAGAAGGUAGGAGUAAUGGGCUGGGACUGGACCUGUCCAAGAGGAGUCCGUCAGGGAGCACUACCACAGAGGAGGUGUCCCCCAGCAGUCUCCUACAGAGCUCCUCCCCCCACUCCUCCUCUCUCUCCCCCACUCCCACUCCUCCCACAACAUCUAGUGCCAAGCCAGAGCCUUCAAAGACCUCCACAGACCUCCAGCCCAGAGCCCCUCGCAAGAGGCCCCGAGGUGAUAAAGUGACGACCCCAGAGCUGGAGGACGGAGAGGUGGAUGGAGAGGAGAACGGCCUAGAUCAGAGUGAGGGGAGCGGGCAGAGUGGGAGAGGAGGAGGAGGAGGAGGAGGAGGAGGAAAAGGAAGUAGAAACGGAAACACCAACUACAUCUACCGUCAGCCCCAGCCAGGGUUUGAGCCAGGUGUGGGGGACAACCUGUACGUCUGCAUCCCCUGUGGGAAAGGCUUCCCCAGCUCAGAACAGCUCAACGCCCACGUCGACACACACACACACGACCAACUCUACCUCAAAGACGAGGAGGAGGAGGAGGAGGAGGAGGAAGAAGAGGAAGGUGGUGGAUACUUGAAGGGCAAAGAUCCAGACGCAUUCCCAGAUGACUCUGCAUCACAGGGGGUGAAACCUGACGCUGAAGAACCUGGGCAUCUCUGCACAAUCUGCAGUAAGAGCUGCAAGGACUCGACAUCACUACGGCAACACGAGAAGAGCCAUUGGCUGAACCGGCCGUUCCCCUGUAACAUCUGUGGCAAGCUGUUCACCCAGCGAGGCACCAUGACGCGCCACAUGAGGAGCCACCUGGGCCUCAAGCCCUUCGCCUGCGAGGAGUGCGGCAUGCGCUUCACACGCCAGUACCGCCUCGCCGAGCACAUGCGGGUCCAUUCGGGGGAGAAGCCGUACGAGUGCCAGCUGUGUGGCGGGAAGUUCACCCAGCAACGCAACCUCCUUAGUCAUAUGAGGAUGCACACCUCGCCCUCAUAGAGGACACUUCACCAUCUUUACUGCAGCUGAACCACAGUUCUAUUAGGCUGUCUACCUCGUCUUCAGAUAACUAUCUGGAGCCUCUGUUACCCAUAGUACCUCCUCACCCUCGUAAACACACCUAGGUUCUACCUCAUCUUCAGAAAUUCACCUUGAACUUAAUUACCUCACCUUUAUAACCAAUCCCCCUGAGUAACUUUACCCAUAUUUUCAACCUCUUAACAACUAUCACCCAUACCCUCAACUACGGAUUCAUAUUUUCCAGAAAAUCUACCUAGUUUCAAUACCGGGAAUAAUUCAUUUAUCCCGAGUCCCGGAAAAUACAGCAAAAAUCAGAAGUGCCCAUUUUAAAGCCUUUCAAACCAAGAUAUGGUCACUAUGCCAGGGUUCUCCCAAAAUAAGAUUGCAGCUGCGCAACAUUGCCGGCUUGGCUGCGCCACUAUAUAAAGGUUUCACAGCAAGUGAAACUGAUAUUUAGUAAUGAUAGAGUAACUUUGAUCACCAAUGACAUUGUUGGGAAUUGCGAAACAGGCCGUUCAUAAAUUCAGAGCAUUAUCAUGUUACUCAAUUAAUUCAGCGUAUUUCAGCAGUAGGCCUAGGCUAUCUCGAGACAGAGCAUGCUAAGGACCCUCAGAACACACCCAGAGUAGGCUAAAGCAUUGUCGAAUCAUACAAACUUUGUAACGGUAGUCAAACUAAAGUAAAAUGACCAACGUUGCUAAGCUUGUUAGAUAACCUCCAACGAAUGACAGAAUAUCUCCUAUUUGGCAAAAUCGAGUUGAUGAUUAUACAGAUAGCAGAUCAGCUCAUGAAUAACAAGGAGAUGAAGAGAGGAAAUUGUUUAAAUAUCAAGGUAUCUUAACGGAGACCAACUGUUUAAAAAAAGAUAUAUCCAUAUCUACUUUCAUACCGUUUGUUGAUCACACAUUCUCUACCGACGCUCUCAUGGGCAGCAAUACGAGACAGCGCAGAGAAGCGGGGAAAAUGUUAUAGUGGUAUUUUGACAUGCAUAAGCGAGACAUGCUUUGAUAAUGCAACCUAUGGAUUACAGAAUAAAGUUAGGAAUUUUCAUGCGA
This is a messenger RNA of Coregonus clupeaformis (lake whitefish), 2895 nucleotides long. Its product is annotated as hypermethylated in cancer 2 protein-like. The record is from RefSeq and is a predicted model, not a curated record. Gene Ontology annotation, molecular function: RNA polymerase II cis-regulatory region sequence-specific DNA binding; DNA-binding transcription factor activity, RNA polymerase II-specific; protein binding. Gene Ontology annotation, cellular component: nucleus. The coding region runs from base 203 to 1819 and encodes 538 amino acids. The transcript is spliced from 3 exons. Lineage: Eukaryota; Metazoa; Chordata; Actinopteri; Salmoniformes; Salmonidae. Gene Ontology annotation, biological process: regulation of transcription by RNA polymerase II.